Molecule: messenger RNA, 255 nt
Organism: Fusarium venenatum
Lineage: Eukaryota; Fungi; Ascomycota; Sordariomycetes; Hypocreales; Nectriaceae
Source: RefSeq, a predicted model, not a curated record
AUGGCCGGAGGACCACGUUCAUUGUCUACACAACAACACGAAAUGACCGAACGCACUGCCAACACAUAUAUGAAAAGGGUCAUGGACGAGGGCGAGAUGGCUCGUGCAAAGUUAACUGACCAAAAUGUCAGUAUCUUGAACUAUCCAGACCCGCUCACGUCUCGACCCCAACUUCAAAGAUGCCCUCAAGGAGUGACCUCUGAGAUGGAAGCGAGAUGGUGCCAGAUGAUUGAAGAGUCUAAGAAGCGAGCUUGA